Platichthys flesus (European flounder) is the source of this 1253-nucleotide messenger RNA. RefSeq names its product canopy FGF signaling regulator 4 (gene cnpy4). Gene Ontology annotation, cellular component: endomembrane system. NCBI's taxonomy places the organism in Eukaryota, Metazoa, Chordata, Actinopteri, Pleuronectiformes, Pleuronectidae. The record is from RefSeq and is a predicted model, not a curated record. The transcript has 6 exons. Gene Ontology annotation, molecular function: signaling receptor binding. Bases 98 to 787 code for a protein of 229 amino acids.
GGCCUCGAUUGCGCAUGCGCAGUGCCGCAUGUCGAUGUGGCCGAUGGAGAGUUAAACUUUCCAGUUCACACAAGCUAUUCUGAAACAAACCGCCGCCAUGAAACUUUUUAUCGUGACUUUACUUUCUGUCUGCGGCCUCGUCACAGCGAGCGACGACGACAGGCUGCCGAACAAAUGCGAAGUGUGUAAGUUCCUGACGGUGGAGCUGCAGGAUGCUCUUCAGAAAACAGGCAGAUCCAAGGAGGUGCUGGAGCUGGGAGAGGUGCUGGGCACUGGGAAGAGGAGGAGGAAGAUCAAAUACAACACGUCGGAGACUCGUCUGACUGAGGCCAUCGACGACAUAUGCCAGCGCAUCCUUCAGUACAGCGUUCACGCCGAGCGGCCCGGGAGCCUCCGAUACGCCAAGGGGGCCAGUCAGACCAUGACGACUCUGAAGAACCUGGUCCAUAAAGGAGUGAAGGUGGAGCUGGGUCUGCCCUUCGAGCUGUGGGACGAGCCGUCGGUGGAGGUGUCGGACAUGAAGAAACAGUGUGAGAAGAUGCUGGAGCAGUUUGAGGACGUGGUGGAGGACUGGUACUUCAACCAUCAGGACCAGAGACUGGAGAACUUCCUGUGUGAGACCCACGUCCUCGAGACAUCAGAGCAAGAAUGUCUCAACGAGAUGUGGAAAGGAGACGUGGGGAAAAAACUAGGGGCAGAGGAGGCAGAGAGCGACGGCGCCGAGGAGGAGGAGGAGAAAGCGAAUGACGGAAAGGAGGAGGAGGGAAAGACACACGAGGAGCUGUGAGGAAAGCAUUCUCGAAAAAGGGCAAAUGCAGAAGACAACACAAAACCUCAGCUUCGGAAUCUGGCAGGAAAUCAACGGACAGAAACGGAAAUUAUGUGGAGAGACAUGUUUCCAGCUUUUUAAACCUUUGAGUGAAAGUUUAUAGAUUAAAUCUCAACACAGUCUCUGUUGCCAAAUCAUGUUCUAGUCUACAUUGAGAGUUACAACAGUGUGAGAUGAUGCUUUAUACAAUUUAUCACAAAAAUCCUCUUAUCUUUAUAUAACUGCCGCCUGCCUUUUUAUAAACUGUUGCACCUUUUUAAAACACUCGAAUAUUUGGAGGGAAGGUUUGAAGCCCUGAGCCUGAAACAUCUGUUACAACCGUCUCCAUGCAAACUUUAUAUGGUACAUAGGAACUUUUUUUUUAAAGAUCUUUAAAUGCAAUAUGUACAGUUUUUCAUGUGGAAUAAAAUGCUUUUUAUAUUAA